AUGUCGACUGCUCUCGUUCUUGCCGCUCUCGCUCUUGCUGUCGACGUUCUAUUGACAAUAAAACAUCUACCUCCCGGUUUCGUCUGCGUUGGGCCGCUGCUGCCUGGCUCUUCUCCCACCAACUAUCCUUCUUCAUAUGCUCCCUCAACCUCUGUAAUUCUUCGGUCAGCAGCUCAGGGUAAUGAGCUUAAACUAGUCACGUGCAUGAUGACUGAUAAUGUCUGCCGGGUGGGGCCUUUCCUAUCUGGGCUGCCGCCGCUUUAUGAGGGCGCUCAGGCUCAGGAUCAGUGCGUAGAUGUCAGCACGGGCUCAGACUCAGUGAGCAUGCUCUGGUUCGGUCACGUGCAUGAUGACUAA
Molecule: messenger RNA, 357 nt
Organism: Penicillium antarcticum
Lineage: Eukaryota; Fungi; Ascomycota; Eurotiomycetes; Eurotiales; Aspergillaceae
Exons: 2
Coding region: 1-357 (118 amino acids)
Source: RefSeq, a predicted model, not a curated record